This is a messenger RNA of Priceomyces carsonii, 2814 nucleotides long. RefSeq names its product Gyp2p (gene GYP2). The record is from RefSeq and is a predicted model, not a curated record. The transcript has a single exon. NCBI's taxonomy places the organism in Eukaryota, Fungi, Ascomycota, Pichiomycetes, Serinales, Debaryomycetaceae. The coding region runs from base 1 to 2814 and encodes 937 amino acids.
AUGUCGUUUUUUGAAAACAUACGAGACAAGGCCGUUAGUACAUUCAAUCAGGUUCUUGACCGAAAGUCAGAGUCAGGUCUAACAAAGGAUGAGCAAUUUUGUAUUGAGAAUAACCUUCCCGAUAAUGAACUUAUAAGGGCUGAAAGCGCUGCUGAGAUUAGGGUAAAGUCGGAUCAUUACAAAGAUAUUUAUAAGGGAAUACCCUUGCCGCAAGGUAAGAUCUACGUAACUGACCAUUUUUUAAUAUUCAGAGACGCAUACGAUAAAAAAAAUUGCUCCUUUACAUUCAAUUUAUCUACAAUAAAGAAAGUUGAAAGAUUGCAAUCCGUAAAUUAUGGGUGUGCUUUAGCAGUUAGCACUCACAGCAAAAUGACUAUCAUUUUGUACCUCGUGGGAUUGAGAUCAGAAUGUGACCAUUUUGCUAACUCUUUAAAGGUAGUUUUGAGAAGUAAUCUACCUAAUGUCCCUAAACUUCAAUCUUUCAUUCAAACCUGUUAUUCUGAAUACUUAUUAUCUAAGAAUAAGAUAUCUAAUGAGAAAGUCGAGCAUGUUCCAAGUGGUGGUUUAGGAUUACUAUUCAAGUUCCCAGGUGACGCGAGGGAGUCUCGAGACAAAGCUAAAAUGAAGCUAUGGUUUGAUCUUUUCAGAGUAGAUGGGCGUAAUAUAUCCAUAGUCAAAACUCCCAUGUUUUAUAGGCUAGUAAGAGUCGGGCUACCAAAUAGAUUAAGAGGUGAAAUAUGGGAGCUCUGUUGUGGAUCCAUGUAUUUGAGAUUGGACAAUCAAGAAAAAUAUUCAGAGAUAUUAAAAGAAAAUGAGGGAAAAAAAUCCGUGGCUAUUGAAGAAAUCGAGAAGGAUUUGAAUAGGUCCUUGCCUGAAUAUGCAGCGUACCAAGAUAAGGAAGGGAUUAAUAGGCUAAGGCGAGUUCUUACUGCCUAUUCAUGGGAAAAUCCCGAAGUUGGAUAUUGUCAAGCAAUGAACAUAGUCGUAGCUGCUUUGUUGAUAUACAUGUCGGAAGAGCAAGCAUUUUGGACUCUCAAUGUCUUGGUUGGCAGGAUUGUACCGGGAUAUUAUUCAAAGACGAUGUAUGGAACCCUUUUAGAUCAAAAGGUUUUUGAAUCACUAGUUCAAGAGACUAUGCCUUUACUUUGGGAACAUUUGAAUAAAUAUGACAUACAGUUAUCAGUCGUAUCAUUGCCAUGGUUUUUAUCUUUGUAUUUAAACUCAAUGCCACUUGUAUUUGCUGCCAGAAUAAUCGACGUGUUUUUUCUUCAAGGUCCUAAGACACUUUUUCAAGUGGCGCUUGCAAUAUUGAAGCUAUGCGGUGAUAGCUUAUUAAAAGCUGAAGAUGAUGGUUCUUUUAUUUCUAUUAUUAAAGAUUACUUUCAAACCUUAGAUUUAUCAGCGCAUCCGGCGUCACCAAAUGCUAAAUACAGACAAGUAACGAAAUUUCAAGAACUUUUGGUUACCUCAUUUAAAGAAUUUUCGAAUGUUGAUGAGGAACUUAUUAACAAGCAUCGGAACAAACAUAGAGAUACAAUCUUUCAGAAUAUCUCGACAUUUGUGAAACGUACCGAAUUAAGAAACUUACCUAAAGUAAGUAAUUUGGAUCAAACCACUUUAAGUAUCAUUUACGAUCGAUUUUAUUCUAUUGUACAGGCUCAAAAUAUUACAGGAGGAGGCUCUAGCAUGAUGGAUUUUCAAGCAUUCAACAAAUUUAUGUCAGAAGUAUGCGACUGGGUUUCGGUCUCGGGAAAUGAUGUCGAAUUAGAAAAUGGCCGUCCAUUCUUACAACGUCUCUACAAGAACUGGGUCUCAAAUCCAAAAGAUGGAUUGACUUUGUAUGAUCUUGUCUUGGGUUUGAAUAAGCUCAUUGAUCCUGAUUUGAUGACAGCCUUGAACAAUUUUUUCAAGUUAUAUGACACUGAACUGAAGGACAGGAUAGAUCGAGAAGGAAUAUUACAGCUUUCUGAAGAUCUAUUAUUUAUUACAAUGCCUUGGAGAGAUUGCUACUUACUAGAUCUGAUCACUGAAAAUGCUAUUGAAAACGCCAUCGCAGAUAAGAUCAUCGAAAUGAAAAAGGAGGAAGGGAUAGACCCUCUGGAUUCAAAUAUUAAAUUGCCCACAGAAAUUGAUAUAAAUAAGCAAAAAUUAGAAAAUCAGCAGGUGGAACGCUACUUAUCCGCUGCGAGUACUUUUAUCCAAAGAGCCUUUGAAUAUGCGCAACCAGAAAAAGAAGAGACAUUAAUAAAAGACUUAGCAAUCGAUUCAAAGAUUUCUCAUAAUGCAGCAUUGGAUCCUAAUUCUCCGGUAUAUGUAAACUUGCCGACGUUUCGGAUGGUUAUUCUAGCUGAUGAAACUUAUGAAUUACUUUUUACCCGAACAUUGAGGUGUUCAUUCCAUCUCGCAAAGCCAAUCGACCCCAAAUUAAGUGGAAUUCGUAACUUGAGGAGCAUGUUCGAUGGUUUGUUGGCCGAUGGUAGAGAAGUUGCCAAUAAAGUUAGACGCCGCAUGGAUUCUGCUGCUUCUAAUGCUCUACAUAACCAUGUCAAUCCCAGUGACCAAUCAUCUGACCAUUCGUCCAAGUCGAAAGGUGAUGAUGAAGAAGAAAGAGAUGACGAUUUCGGAGUCAUAUCAAUCAAUGAACACGAUAAGGAUCUUCUUCUUGGAUCUGAAGCUCAAGCUUUCAUGGAUUCAAGUGUUCCAGUCACGGGGACUGAUAUUAAACAAUCGCACUUUCAUGAGAAAAGUAGACCAAAAGAAGAGCAUGACGAGAAGACAAAAGCAAGUGACAAUCUCAUUGAAUUUGAAACUUAG